Molecule: messenger RNA, 807 nt
Organism: Brettanomyces nanus
Lineage: Eukaryota; Fungi; Ascomycota; Pichiomycetes; Pichiales; Pichiaceae
Gene: RAS1
Product: Ras GTPase
Exons: 2
Coding region: 1-807 (268 amino acids)
Biological process (GO): signal transduction
Cellular component (GO): plasma membrane
Molecular function (GO): GDP binding; GTP binding; GTPase activity
Source: RefSeq, a predicted model, not a curated record
AUGAGCACAUCUAAAGAAUUCCGGUUGGUCGUGGUUGGACCCCCAGUAGUGGGUAAAUCUGCGCUUACUAUACGUCUUACGCAGUCCGAGUUCGCCAACGAGUACGAUCCUACCAUUGAAGACUCAUACAGACAUUACUGUGAGAUCAAUGGUGUCCAAUCAUCGUUGGAUAUUCUUGAUACUGCAGGGCAAGAGGAAUAUUCGUCGAUGCGUGACUUGUAUAUGAAGACAGGUGAAGGCUUUUUACUAGUGUUCAGUUUAGUGGACCGUCAUUCGUUUGAGGAAAUCAGCACUUUCUAUAACCAGAUUAUGCGGGUUAAAGGAGAACUAGUAAGCUUUGUUCCAUUGAUGCUUGUUGGAAACAAGAACGACCUCGAGAACGAAAGACAGGUGUCUAAAGAGGAGGCUAUUUCGUUGGCCAAGAAAUUCAAUGCAUCGUACAUUGAGACAUCUGCCAAGACAGGAGAGAAUGUCGUUGAGGCUUUCCAUGGCCUUGUGAAGGUAAUCAUGCAUAAUUCUGUACUUGGUGCUGGACUCGCCGGUACUUUGUAUCCUAAUUUGAAGGAGGAAAGGGAAGCACAGGCUCGAGAGAUUGCGGAGCAGAAGAAGAAGCAGAAGGCAGGCAGAAAGAAUGACAAUUCGGGAAGUACGGCCGGUUCUGGAGGAAACGAUGAUGCAGGAAAUGGCAAUCAAAGAGUUGGAAGUAGUACGAGAGGUGCGCAAGGUAACAAAAGUGGUGGAAAGAGAGCUAGAAGUAGCGAACAACCUGAAAGUAAGGAGGGUGGAGGUUGUUGCUUGAUCGUGUAA